UGACAACGGUCCGCCAUUUUUGUAAUCAACUUUCGGUGUGUUUACAAUCUCCUCUGGUUUGGGACGUGUCUUGUUGUUUUGUGAUUGAUUUCAAACGUUGACAGUUGUUCAAAUAUGUCUGACCAAGAGGAUGAUUUAGGCAUGGAGGAAGAGGAAACCCAAGAAGAGGGCGGAGGAGAAGAAACGGAGGCAGUUGAACAGGAAGAGGCAGAAAAUGAACAAGAUGAAGAUCUUGACGAAGAGGAAAAGGAACUUGGAGAGGAAGAAGAACAGAAAGAAGAAGAAGAGAAAGUGCCAGAAAAUCCACUGACAGAAGAAGCUGUAGCAGAAAGUCUUUCACUCCUGUGUAAAACAGGGGAUGGAUUAUCCCACGCUUAUGUCCGCUUGGAUGUCCACGAAAAAGAGUUGACAAAUGUUAGUAUUCUGAAGUCCUUUAUUCAUCUUCGAUAUGUGGAUGUGAGCAAAAAUAAUUUAAAAGACAUUUCAUCUCUGAGUGCAUUGACACAUAUGUUGACAUUGAAAGCUGAUUACAAUAUGUUAAGUAGCGUCCGCCUGGAGGAAAUGCCAUUUCUACAAGUUGCUAGUUUUAAUUUCAACAAAAUUAACACAUUGGAAGGAGUAAGCCACCCGAUGCUCGAGCAUUUAUGUCUCAACAAUAAUGAAAUCACAGGAAUAUCAGGUCUGGACGAAGCCAAAUUAGCACGCCUCCAUACAUUGGAGUUACGGGGCAACAAACUUAAAACCACAGGCGGAGUUCACCUUCCAAAUCUUAAGAACUUGUUUAUGGCUGCAAACACAAUAGACAAAAUUGAGGAUAUGGAGUCGCUUAAGAGCCUCACUACGUUCCACCUCAGAGACAACCAACUGGAGAACCUUGAUGGCUUCACGGACCAGCUCCAACUCCUCCAGUACAUUAACCUUAGAGGAAACAAUAUCACCUCUGUGAAGGAACAGGUACCGAAGAUGGCAUGUCUUCCAAUGCUCAGGGCCUUGGUGCUGUUUGAGAACCCUGCUCAUGAGGAAGAUGAGUACAGACUGGAAGUUCUGAUCGGGCUUCGGAAGUUGGAACGACUGGACAAAGACGAAUACUCCGAGGAGGAGAGGAAUGAAGCAGAAGAGAUUUACGAACAACGUCUCAAGGAAGAAGCAGAGCGAGAGGCCAAUGGAGAAGAACAGCAAAAUGAGGAUUGAUGAGAACAGAAACGAGGACAACUCAGAUGAGGAUGAUUAAAACUGAUUUUCUGAAUCCAAAUGUGGACUUAAUGGGAGUAUUCAAGAUGGAGCACCUCAGCAUCACGCCAGCAAAUGUGACGGGACAUGGGAAUUUCAUUUGUCAAAUGUGAUAAAAAAAAAAGACUAUGAAAAAUGUCUGUGAUAUCAACUUCAAAAUUGAAACUUUUAAUAAAAAAAAAUUCAUCAGAUACACUUGUAUCAUGUAACAAAAUAUUCUAAACAUUUACAGUAUUUCUUGAAAAAUAUUCUGUAGAAAUAAAUCUGAAUGGAAUUAUUGUAUCAUUGUUACUGUUGUAAAUAUUAUUGCAAUAAUUUAUGUGAAUAUACAAUGCCAUUUUCAUACCUGU
Molecule: messenger RNA, 1580 nt
Organism: Pecten maximus
Lineage: Eukaryota; Metazoa; Mollusca; Bivalvia; Pectinida; Pectinidae
Product: leucine-rich repeat-containing protein 23-like
Exons: 9
Coding region: 115-1191 (358 amino acids)
Molecular function (GO): protein binding
Source: RefSeq, a predicted model, not a curated record